This is a messenger RNA of Clupea harengus (Atlantic herring), 1351 nucleotides long. RefSeq names its product shisa like 1a (gene shisal1a). The record is from RefSeq and is a predicted model, not a curated record. NCBI's taxonomy places the organism in Eukaryota, Metazoa, Chordata, Actinopteri, Clupeiformes, Clupeidae.
AGAGCUAGUAGCGCAGGAAAGGGCUGGAUAGAGUGUUCUCCUCUCUCUUGACACUGCGCUGUCUCUCUCUCUCUCUCCUUGCUCCCUCUUUCUCUCUCCUUGCUCCCUCUCUCCCUCUCUCCCUCUCUCCCUCUCUCUGUCUCUCUCUCUGUGUUCUCUGAUCAGUUUCGCUGUGGCUUUACAAGUUGCCGGGACGGCAGGAUGUCUCCAGUCGCGCUCUCUUGCAGCUUUCUAACAGGAGCUUGAAGAAAGCAUGCUGCAACAGGGUGGCAACUGACUGUACGAGUGAGAGAGCGAGAGAGUGUGUGUGUGUGUCUGUGUGUGUGAGCACGUGUGCGUGCGUGCAUGCGUUUGUGUGUGUGUGUGUGUAUGCACAAGUGUGUGUGUGGAGGGAACGCCGAGCAAGAAGGAGACCUUACACCUCUCGUCUCCGCACUUCAGAGAGCGUGGGGACAGCCAUGAGGACCACACACAGAAGACACAGAGCCACGCGUGUGUGUGUGUGUGUGUGAGUGUGUGUGAGCACAGACCACUCCUUUGCAGCUCCAUGUGGACACAGAGAUGACCAUGUACCCUCGCUGGUCCUUAAACACACUGACCAUCAUAUUCCUCCUGCUGUCCACCGCAGCUCUCUCGGCACACUUUCGAGUAUGCGAGCCCUACGCCGACCACAAGGGGCACUACCACUUUGGGUUCCACUGCCCCCGUCUCUCUGACAACAAGACCUACAUGUUCUGCUGUUACCAUAACAACACGGCCUUCAAGUACUGCUGCAACGAGACAGAGUUUCAGAGCGUCAUGCAGCUGAACAUCACGAGCACGGAUGGCUUCGCACACAAUAACUACACGGCCCUGAUUGGCGUGUGGGUGUACGGCUUCUUCGUGAUGGUGCUGCUGGCGCUGGACUUCAUGUACUACUCGGCCAUGAACUACGAGGUGUGCCGCGUCUACCUGGAGAAGUGGGGGCUGGGCGGCCGCUGGCUCAAGCAGGCCCGUAGCCAGUGGCAACGCCACGCCCGGGAGGCCGACGAGGCGGCGGCCGCCGGGCCCGAGCCUGGGGCUGGCCUGAUCCUGGGGCCCCAGCACCACCACCCACAGCCCAGCCUCAGGGGGGAGCCACAGAGCCCCACCCUCAUGACCUUCCAGACCUCCACCGCCUGAGCCGUGUCCUCGCCCAGGUGCUGCUGCGUGGAGCGAGCGGGGGGUGGAGCGAGCGGGGAGAGGAGCGAGCGGGGAGUGGAGCGUGACUGUCUGACUGAGAGGACCUUUCCCAUCCUCCCCUAUCACAUCAACCCUCACCACACGGACUCUACUCCUCACAUGGACAACAGGCCCUCUGGGGCCCCAGCAG